Messenger RNA from Lycium barbarum (goji berry), 1128 nucleotides. Its product is annotated as amino acid transporter AVT1I-like. The coding region runs from base 1 to 1128 and encodes 375 amino acids. The transcript is spliced from 5 exons. Lineage: Eukaryota; Viridiplantae; Streptophyta; Magnoliopsida; Solanales; Solanaceae. Gene Ontology annotation, cellular component: plasma membrane. The record is from RefSeq and is a predicted model, not a curated record.
AUGGAAUCCCAUAGUGUGGAGAGAAUUGAGAGUCAAAAUCAGAUCCCACAAACGCUGGAGCUAGUAAAGGAGGAACCUCUUUCUUUGGAACAUGCUUCAAUGGCAUUAAUGCAUUAUCAGGUAUUGGAAUUAUAUCAGUACCCUAUGCACUUUCACAAGGAGGAUGGUUUCCUUUUACAAAAAUGUAUGAAUGCCUCACCAUCAAUCAAGACAUAUCCUGACAUUGUUGCAGUUGAACUCCUCAUAUUAGAAGGUGACAAUUUGCAAAAAUUAUUCCCAAAUGCAAAUAUUCAUGUUGGAGGCUUGAAAAUUGUAGGAAGAGAAGUUUUUGUUAUUUUAGUUGCUCUUAUAAUAUUGCCAACAACAUGGUUGAGGAACUUAGGUUUAUUGGCUUAUGUUUCUGUUGGAGGAGUUUUGGCCUCUAUUAUUUUGGUUUGUGCAGUUUUUUGGGUUGGUGCAGUUGAUGGUUUUGGUUUUGAAGAGAAAGGUGAUAUUUGGAGAUGGAGUGGAUUGAUAGGUGCAGUAAGUAUGUUCACAUUUUGUUAUUGUGGUCAUGCUGUUUUCCCAACAAUAUGCAAUUCCAUGAAGGAUAGGAGCCAAUUUCCUAAGGUUCUGCUCUUGUGCUUUAUAGUAAGCACCUUCACAUAUGGAUCGAUGGCAACUAUGGGGUACUUAAUGUACGGGCAAAAUUUGAUGUCACAAAUAACCUUAAAUCUCCCUACUGGAAAAAUUAGCUCGAAAAUCGCGAUAUACACGACAUUGAUCAAUCCAUUAACCAAGUAUGCUCUCGUCGUCUCUCCAAUUGUGACUGCCAUUGAAGAUACAUUACCUUUUCGAAAGAGUAGAUUUAUCGUGAGCGACUUCAUCAGAACAUUUUUGGUUAUCAGCACAAUCAUUGCGGCGUUAGCCGUUCCGUUUUUCGGAUAUGUCAUGACAUUUAUAGGCGCAUUUUUGGGCGUUAGUGUGUCUAUAUUAUUGCCAUGCCUAUGCUACCUCAGGAUCAAGAAGCCUUCAUCAAGGAAUUUUGAUAUAGAAAUUAUGUUUAUUGGGGUGAUAUUAAUUUUUGGUUCUUCUGUUGCCAUAUCUGGAACUUACAUUUCUUUGAAAAGCAUCAUAAGUCAUGUUUAG